AAUUCACGACAGACUGAAAUUAUUUUACGGGUCAAAUACUUCUAAUUUGGGCGGUCGUCGCUUUACUGUUCAACAUGACUGAUACAAAGCAAGAUAUUGCAGAUCCUGCUGAUGGGAAAAAUGUACAAGAUUUAACACAGUUUGUACAACAACUUUUGGAACAAAUGCAGAACAACUUUCAAGCAAUGUCUGAUCGCAUCAUAGGCAGGAUAGAUGAGAUGGGAAAUCGCAUAGAUGACCUUGAAAAGAGUGUGGCUGACCUGAUGAUGCAAGCUGGAGUGGAUGAUUCUGAGAAGGCAGACAAGUAGAUUCCAAAUGCUUCUAACCGACCCUCCAUGGCAAUAUCAUCACUGGAACUUCUUUUAGUAAUCAUUUGAUGUUUGGUUUUUAAUAAUAUUUGAAUUUGAAGACAUUUUUUUUUCUCGGUCAAGAUGUUGAUGCUUUUGGGGGACUUUCAAAUUUCUAUUUAAAUUUGAUGAUACAACAGUAAUUUCCUUUCUUUUCACAACCUAUUUCCGAUUAUUUAUAUCUUUAUUUCCUUAUUUAUUUAUUUACUCAUUCAAUUGAU
Molecule: messenger RNA, 568 nt
Organism: Lytechinus variegatus (green sea urchin)
Lineage: Eukaryota; Metazoa; Echinodermata; Echinoidea; Temnopleuroida; Toxopneustidae
Product: heat shock factor-binding protein 1-like
Exons: 3
Coding region: 75-308 (77 amino acids)
Biological process (GO): cellular heat acclimation
Cellular component (GO): cytosol; nucleus
Molecular function (GO): transcription corepressor activity
Source: RefSeq, a predicted model, not a curated record